Molecule: messenger RNA, 1197 nt
Organism: Aedes albopictus (Asian tiger mosquito)
Lineage: Eukaryota; Metazoa; Arthropoda; Insecta; Diptera; Culicidae
Exons: 2
Source: RefSeq, a predicted model, not a curated record
AGUUCUUCCAGUUCUUCCAGUUCUUCCAGUUCUUCCAGUUCUUCCAGUUCUUCCAGUUCUUCCAGUUCUUCCAGUUCUUCCAGUUCUUCCAGUUCUUCCAGUUCUUCCAGUUCUUCCAGUUCUUCCAGUUCUUCCAGUUCUUCCAGUUCUUCCAGUUCUUCCAGUUCUUCCAGUUCUUCCAGUUCUUCCAGUUCUUCCAGUUCUUCCAGUUCUUCCAGUUCUUCCAGUUCUUCCAGUUCUUCCAGUUCUUCCAGUUCUUCCAGUUCUUCCAGUUCUUCCAGUUCUUCCAGUUCUUCCAGUUCUUCCAGUUCUUCCAGUUCUUCCAGUUCUUCCAGUUCUUCCAGUUCUUCCAGUUCUUCCAGUUCUUCCAGUUCUUCCAGUUCUUCCAGUUCUUCCAGUUCUUCCAGUUCUUCCAGUUCUUCCAGUUCUUCCAGUUCUCCCAGUUCUUCCAGUUCUUCCAGUUUUUCCAGUUCUUCCAGUUCUUCCAGUUCUUCCAGGUCUUCCAGGUCUUCCAGGUCUUCCAGUUCUUCCAGUUCUUCCAGUUCUUCCAGUUCUUCCAGUUCUUCCAGUUCUUCCAGUUCUUCCAGUUCUUCCAGUUCUUCCAGUUCUUCCAGUUCUUCCAGUUCUUCCAGUUCUUCCAGUUCUUCCAGUUCUUCCAGUUCUUCCAGUUCUUCCAGUUCUUCCAGUUCUUCCAGUUCUUCCAGUUCUUCCAGUUCUUCCAGUUCUUCCAGUUCUUCCAGUUCUUCCAGUUCUUCCAGUUCUUCCAGUUCUUCCAGUUCUUCCAGUUCUUCCAGUUCUUCCAGUUCUUCCAGUUCUUCCAGUUCUUCCAGUUCUUCCAGUUCUUCCAGUUCUUCCAGUUCUUCCAGUUCUUCCAGUUCUUCCAGUUCUUCCAGUUCUUCCAGUUCUUCCAGUUCUUCCAGUUCUUCCAGUUCUUCCAGUUCUUCCAGUUCUUCCAGUUCUUCCAGUUCUUCCAGUUCUUCCAGUUCUUCCAGUUCUUCCAGUUCUUCCAGUUCUUCCAGUUCUUCCAGUUCUUCCAGCAUCAGUCGACCGACCGACCGACACACAACAAGCAAUCACAACAGUCAGCCCACAUUCGAACAUUGCGGAGGGCCGGGCAGGCGUCGGUACCGUCGUCCCCCACAUGAAACGGAAGCGCGAGAAACUGCCUGCGUGAUGUCGGGCCGCACCCACCACUAA